UCAAGAUGGCGCCGGGGCAAGAUCAAGCGAUGGAGAUUGAUGCUGGUCAACGGACCGAAGGAAUAAAGCAGUACUAUGUCAGUAAAAUAGAAGAGCUACAGCUUGUAGUCACAGACAAAACACAGAAUUUACGGCGCCUUGAAGCUCAGCGAAAUGAACUCAACGCCAAGGUCCGCAUGUUGCGGGAAGAGCUCCAGCUCCUCCAAGAGCAAGGGUCAUACGUCGGCGAAGUUGUCAAACCGAUGGAUAAGAAGAAAGUCCUCGUAAAAGUCCAUCCUGAGGGAAAAUUUGUAGUGGAUCUAGACAAAAAUAUCGACAUCAAUGACGUCACUCCAAACUGCCGAGUUGCUCUUAGAAAUGAUAGCUACACACUUCAUAAGAUUUUGCCUAAUAAGGUUGAUCCCUUGGUCAGUUUGAUGAUGGUGGAAAAAGUGCCAGACUCGACUUACGAAAUGGUUGGAGGUCUAGACAAACAGAUCAAAGAAAUCAAGGAAGUUAUAGAACUCCCAGUCAAACAUCCUGAGCUGUUUGAAGCUCUUGGCAUUGCGCAACCCAAGGGUGUGUUGCUGUAUGGCCCACCAGGAACAGGCAAGACGCUACUUGCCCGAGCCGUGGCCCAUCACACCGAGUGCACCUUCAUCAGGGUCUCCGGAUCUGAGCUCGUACAAAAAUUCAUCGGAGAGGGAUCCAGGAUGGUGAGAGAGCUGUUCGUCAUGGCCAGGGAACAUGCACCCUCUAUUAUAUUCAUGGAUGAAAUCGACUCUAUAGGAUCCACUCGGUUAGAGUCAGGCUCUGGAGGCGACAGUGAAGUCCAGAGGACCAUGUUGGAGUUACUGAACCAAUUGGAUGGUUUUGAACCAAAACAAAAUAUUAAGGUGAUCAUGGCAACCAACAGGAUUGAUAUCUUAGAUUCCGCUCUCCUCCGACCCGGGAGGAUCGACAGAAAGAUCGAGUUCCCACCACCAAAUGAAGAGGCUCGUCUUGACAUCUUGAAGAUCCAUUCCCGGAAAAUGAACUUGACUCGAGGGAUCAAUCUCCGAAAGAUUGCUGAAAUGAUGCCUGGUGCAUCAGGAGCUGAAGUGAAGGGUGUCUGCACGGAGGCUGGUAUGUACGCAUUGAGAGAGAGACGAGUUCAUGUCACGCAAGAGGACUUUGAAUUAGCAGUGGCCAAGAUUAUGCAGAAAGAUAAUGAAAAGAACAUGUCGAUCAAGAAACUCUGGAAAUAAAUCCAAUGAGAUUCUCUUGUGGAUGGAUGACAGACAUUACUUCUUCCAAUUUAGGAAAUUAUUGCCUGGGAUGAGUAACUCAUUCCAAUUUGUGGGGGCAGCCAUAUUGAAUUGCUAAUGUAUGCACAUGUUUGUACGUAAACUCUUGACUGCACAGUGUGUGCUAGUUUUCAGGAAACAGUACGCACUCUGAAAUUAAUUCAAGAUGUGCAUUUGGGUUUAAAAAGUUUGUGGUAUUGUAAGUGAGCUCCUCCUUUGGAUUGAGGGAAAGAUGAAUGCAGUUUGGACCACCAGGUUGCAGUUGUCUGGGUGACACUAGAUUGUGCACUGUUGCUACUCCAUGCUGUGGUGUAACCCGGUACUGGCGUGGUGACUGACAUCAGUAAUUGUCCUAUCAUUGUUUGAGACUGAAAGAUUUACUCUCGAAAGAUGAAACACCACGUGGAUUCAUCUCUGGCUAAGAUCGAGCGGGGUUUUCUAGUCCCAACAAACAAAUUAAUUGUCUUUGUAAAUUAUAAAUAUGUUGUAAAGGUUAUUUGAAAGUUCAUGUACUAUGAAGUGAAAUAAAUAACUUUUCGUUA
Lineus longissimus is the source of this 1807-nucleotide messenger RNA. Its product is annotated as 26S proteasome regulatory subunit 8. The record is from RefSeq and is a predicted model, not a curated record. Lineage: Eukaryota; Metazoa; Nemertea; Pilidiophora; Heteronemertea; Lineidae. The coding region runs from base 6 to 1226 and encodes 406 amino acids. Gene Ontology annotation, cellular component: proteasome regulatory particle, base subcomplex. Gene Ontology annotation, biological process: proteasome-mediated ubiquitin-dependent protein catabolic process. Gene Ontology annotation, molecular function: ATP hydrolysis activity; proteasome-activating activity; ATP binding. The transcript has 10 exons.